GUUUGACUACCUGCGGAUGGCAGAGCAACAGCUUCGCCUUCUCGACGGUGAAGGGAAAGAGGCGUUUCUUCAGACGGUAGUGCGUGAAAUACGAAAUCACGAGUUAGAUUGCGUCACGCAGCAACGGUGCUCCCGCAUCGUCGAAUACCUGCUGCGUCAUAUCAACGAGCUAGAGACAUUCAGGCCGCUGUUUGGAUCGUUACUGGGCGUGAAGGACGCGACCACAAAAGCAAAGGAGGCGGGUGAGGAGACGACGGAGCAAGAAGUCCUGGAAAACAAGACGCGAGUGUUUCGCUUGCUAGCGGAAAACCAGUAUAGUUCUCAUGUUCUACAAACGCUCUUCGGCGUUGCGGCAGAGAAAAACUUUCUUUACAACGGCUCUGAUGGUACCCUAAUCUUACUGCGAGAUCUAGGGACGGCGCUCGUAGCUGUGCCCAAAACUACCGCAGAAGAGCAAAACCCGUCAGCAUCUGGGAGUAAUGCCACUGCAGUCCUCGAGAGUGCUUGGAUUCAGAUUUGUCAAGACCGCUCUGGAUCGCAUGUCGGGCGAGCGCUGCUUUUGGCCGUUGGCGGUUUUCUCGUAGAGAAGAAAAUGAAAGCCAACAACAAGGCAAAGAAAGGAAAGAUG
Amoebophrya sp. A25 is the source of this 628-nucleotide messenger RNA. The record is from the annotation of a GenBank genome assembly. Lineage: Eukaryota; Dinophyceae; Syndiniales; Amoebophryaceae.